Molecule: messenger RNA, 1601 nt
Organism: Pollicipes pollicipes
Lineage: Eukaryota; Metazoa; Arthropoda; Thecostraca; Pollicipedomorpha; Pollicipedidae
Product: zinc finger CCHC domain-containing protein 10
Exons: 4
Coding region: 215-625 (136 amino acids)
Molecular function (GO): nucleic acid binding; zinc ion binding
Source: RefSeq, a predicted model, not a curated record
UAUCGCCCAGGGUGUAAGUCUGGGCGUACAUAGGCCGUUUCACAACACACCAUUUCACGGACACACACAACGCGACCCAUUUCAGCAGCAUAAUUUCGUGUCCUUUAUAUGGCCUUUCACUGGUAUAAGCUUUUGGUCUCACGCAAGCUGAGGAACUUAAUUUUGAAGGUGAAGGGGAGCUGAUUUCAUAUUUGUUUGACUUAAAGAGGGCAAAAUGCCAAUGGGAGCUGGAGGAUUUCUCAGCAAACGAGGGCCGCCGUCGGCGGAGGGCGUGCGCUGCCAGAAGUGUCUGAAUGUGGGUCACUGGACGUACGAGUGCACAGGCAAACGCAAGUACGUGCACCGAAGCUCCAGAACGCAGCAGCUCAAGAAGAAGCUCAAAGAGAAUGAGGAAAAGACCAAGUCCGAGAAGAUGCAGGCACUGGUGGCGGCCAAGAAGGCCGGCCACUCCGACACAGACAGCUCCGACUCGUCCGACGACUCUGACUCGGACAGCUCCAGCUCCAGCGGAGACUCCAGCUCAUCAGACGACUCGGACAGCUCCAGCUCCAGCUCUAGCUCAAGCAGUUCGAGUGAUUCAUCCAGCAAGCCGCCGGAGAAGAAGAGGAAAACGAAGAAGAAAUGACCGGGUGUCGCCAAGAAAGACAAAACUGAGAUUGGUCUUUCCCACGCGCUCGGUUUGAAUUGUAUUGUUGUGCUGCUUGGGCAUGAUGGUACGCUCUGCGUCUGUCACAAUGGAACCAAUGUCUCAUGUCAUUGUAGUGUACCAUAUCAUAUGAGGAACCCAUGACGGCUGCUUUCAAGAAUAGACCAUGCUCGUCUGACUAGGGAUAUCCGAAAACCUCUCUCCGGAGUGUGACUUAAGCGAUCUCUCCCCCUUUCUUUGAUACCAAUGUUUUUCAUCAUCCGUUAUGGUAUCUUUCAUCUGGGCACGAGUCGCGUUCGACUGCCGCAUCCUCGUUGGCGCGCGGCCGACGUGAGGACUGGCUGCGCGACGGGCUCUGACGUCACCCGCACCGGUGUUCAGCUGGCGAGCGGUGCCCGCGCGCAAUCAAGAAGAGGCCGGCUCUAGGCUGAACUAUUCAAUGAUCGCGCUUUAGUUAACUUCGAAGUUUGGGAGAUCCUUAGGCGGAGAGGAGACACAUGCACUCUAACUCAGUAGAACUGCAACACUGGAACCAAGUUGUGAGCAAAGUUUCCGCGAUCAGCAGACAGCUGAUUCAUGCUUCUGCAGCUGUACCCGGAUGGAACAAAAUCGUGCAAGCUCUAGAGAAACUCGCAAGCGUCUUCGGUGGGUUGUUCAUAAGCCUAGCACGAGAUGGCAAAGUGAUACAGGUAACAAACACAACGUGAGUGCCAGGUGUCAUCCUCUGUUGCUCCACUCCAUUCAUGCCACCUGAGAUACGCCACGGCUGGUGACAGUUGUCGGAACAGAGGUCAUGGUGCAUUUGUUCGAUGUCUUCAGCAUUUCGCGUUGCGUUCAGCAUGCAUUUGCGGUCGCCUACCAAAUUUCGUCGUCCAGGGGACUAUCGCGAUAAAAGCCAUGGAUUGUGUCCUGGUCCAGAUAAUGGAGGAAUAAACCAUUUUCAGCCGUUUUGUCA